Messenger RNA from Porites lobata, 12531 nucleotides. Lineage: Eukaryota; Metazoa; Cnidaria; Anthozoa; Scleractinia; Poritidae. The record is from the annotation of a GenBank genome assembly.
CAAGUGUCAAAAUGGCGGCAAGGGAAGAGGAAGAGAUGACAUCGAAAUGGCAAAAUCGUUUACCUGAUCACUCAGUUUUUAGAGAACUUCGCAACAAAGAUGAAGAUAAUAGCUUGCAAACAGCAGAAGAUGCUAAAGAGAGUAAAACGAAGAAUAUUUUUCUCGAGAAUGACGGUGAAUUAUUUGUGUGGAAUUCGGCUAAAAGUAGCUUGCUGACUGCAAACCUUAAGAACCUCCAUUUUGAUAAUGAACGCGCUGAUAAAUUCCAAGUAAGUGAACGCUGUAUUUUUUUUCAUUGAUUGAUUGUUUGUGUGAUCGAUUAAUUGAUUUGCUGACUGACUGAUUUGUUGACUGAUUGAUCGACUGAUUGAUUGACAGAUUGAUUGAUUGAUUGGUCUACUGAUUGAAUGAUUGGUUGAUUGAAUGAUUGAUUGAUUGACUAACUGAUCAUUGAUUGGUAAAUUGAUUGACUGAUUUGCAAAGUGGCACUCUGAUCUUCUAGACUUAAAAAGCUGUGGUUUGGCUUUAAUAACAUUUACUAAUGUAAGUACUUGUUGGUGGUAGAAAAGUGACAAGCUGACUGAGUCAUGCAUUGACUUCUUGAAAACAUUGAUUUUUGUCAACAGACCUUUGUUUGCACUAAAGCUCCUCUAUUUGACGUGGAUUCUAUGCUGUUUAGCCCAUCCUCCAAGUAUCUUGCUCUCAUAGGAGAAAGAGGAAUAGUAGUUCUUGAGAUGCCGAUUAGGUGGGGCAAGUUUGCUGAAUAUGAUGGUGGAGAACCAUCAGUUAUGUGCAGGUAAUCUUUACUCAGGAUGACCUCCAACAUCCUUAGGAGAAACUUUAUUAUUGUAAAUUGGAGAGGGCUAGGGUUUCCCUCUUUCUCCACUGCCCCCUCCCCCAUAAAUCUACAGACAUGGGUGGUCCCAGGAGCCAUUAGGUACCUUGAAUGAAUUGUCCAAACCAAGUGACUUCUGAUAAAUUUCUUGGUUCUCCCUGCAAAAAAAAAAUGCCCUUUGCCACAAUGGAAGAAUUUGACCUGAGAUCAAAAGUCAGUCAGGGCUUUUUUUCAUGCAUACCAUCUAUGAGAGGUUUACUGUAGCUUAAGGAAAUUCCUUGGUAAUAUUCAAAUUUCAUUCCAUUGAAGUACUGUAUGUGAUACUGAAGUAAUUAUUCGUUAUUUCAAAAAUUACUAAUAAUGGUAAACAUGGACAGUCUGCACUAUGCAUUUAGGACAAUAAUAUUAUCAUUUAGAUUCAUAAUACAGCAGAAAAUAAUUCAGAAAUAAUAAAAAAGACUCACCUACAAAAUGAACUUAAUGGUUGUUUUCCUUUUAGCCUUUUCAUCACCAUUUUCUAUAAUAGUAAUUUUCUCCUUUUUAGAACAAUACCAGUUGAUGCAAGAUUCUUUGUUACUCAUCAAAAGAUCAAAGUUCUUGAUGUUAAGUGGCACCCUGGAAGCCACACAGAUGUUCACCUUAUGGUUCUUACAUCAGAUAAUAAUUUGAGGUGUUGUCCUUGAUGCUUAUGUUGAAGGUCAAAGUGAAAUUCAAGUUAAAAUGGUUUCAAUCAACAGUAGGUUUAUUUCCAGUUUCCUUUGCUCCUUAAACCCUAAUUAUUCAUCAUCAGGAAUAAUUAGGGAUGGGAGACAAAGGAAAAGAAAAAUUGAGAAUCAACAUAGGUUGAAAUCAUUUAAACCUGAAUUUCUUUUUGACCGACAACAAUUAUAUAUUCUUUAUGUUAAACCUUCAAAUCCAAUGUUAAUUUUUUUCUCCUAAAAAUUUUUCCAUUAAAACUAGUUAUGAGAAGUGGAAGUAUCAUUAUGAAAGUAUGGUAUCUUAGCGACCAUUCCAUUGUGGUGUUUCAGAACACACACCCAUACAUGUGUACCUCUUCCAUUGAGUGUGUGUGGUUUGCUUCAAACACUCCAUUGCAGUUGUAUUACUUUCAAUACUUUGUUUCCUAGCCUUAUAGUAAUUUAGGAUUAAUAAGGGCUCUGAGACAAUGGAAAUUGAGAGUCAACCUACAUGUAGGUUGAAAAAUUAUUAUAACCUGAAUUUAAUAUCCUAUGAAAUUCACACUUAGCUCUGAGAAUGAGUGGAACAAAACAAAAGAAAUGAAUUAUUAUAAUGUAUCACUAUAUCUCGAUGUAUUUUCUUUUGUUUAUACCCCUCAGCCUUGAAGCCAAGUAUGAAUUUUAAUACAUGUAAUUAUUUCAAAAGUGGCCUAUUCCAACCUAUAACAUGAUUAAUAAUAAAAUUAAAAUAAAAUUAUUUAUCCAUACAUUUUCUUUGUUACUAUCUAUUUGUAUCAUACACAGACUCUACAAUGUACUUAAACCAACUUCUCCAGAAGAACUAAUCCCCUUAGGAGAGUCAUCAUCAAUGACUGCAGAGUACAGCAGAAAGUCCAUGUCUGUUGGUUCAAUGUCAUCAUUUGCAGCAGCCCUUGGAGAAACUGCCAUUGCCUUUGAUUUUGCACCAGCUGUUAAUGUUGUUGAUUUGAAAGGAAGCUACAGAUCUAGUGAAACUGAUGCAGAAGUAGCCCAUCCUAUCUUUAUUCUGAGAGAAAAUGGAGACAUCUACUACCUUGUUCACAAAAUUUCCUCAAGCAGGUGUGUUGUCUUUGACUGACUGUUGUUUGACUCUCUCCCUGUUAGUCCCCUGGGAAGUGUUUCCUGAAAGUCUCGGUAACUUUUCAGGCCCAAAAUCAAAUAUUCAAAUUGAAAUAUAGGGAAUAAAAGUGCAGGUCCUGGCUAGCAAACUUCCUCAUUUUGUUUCAUUAACUGAUGAUUUUAUCAUGUUUGAUGCCAACCUAUUGAAACCUCUAUCUUGCAUGUAAACAACAACAGCUUUGUGGGCCCAUUAAUUAUCGGGACUUUUGAGAAACGCGCCCCAGGUCCCAGUUGUUCAAUAGGUGGAUAGGGCUAUCCACCAGAUGAAUCUCUAUCCAGUGGAUAGCACAAUAUUGGUUUCGCUAAUACUUAUCCACUGGAUAGUGAUUAAUCCGGCGGAUAGUGCUAUCCACCUUUUGAACAACUGUGUCCUGACGUCAUUUUAACUUUAAGUAGGGAAUAUUACCAGUACAAUGUAAUGAACUUUUUAAGUAACAUAUCAUACGUGAUUUAUUAAAUUCAUCAAUCAUUUGAAACUACAGAACACUGAUGAUGUCAGAUGUACUGACAAAACAUGUCUGGAAAAUUAAAGAAAGGUUUAUUGUUUCUGUGUCCAUGUUAAUCCUUUGAGUCAAAAGUGACCAAGAUCAAUUUUCUCCUUACAUUAGCAGUAAAUUAUCAAGAGAAAAAGCUAUGAGAGUUAAUAAAAUGAUCAUCUAAGGGAAAAUGCUUAAUGAUCAGUCUUUUAUCAAAUUCUCUCGGCUAAAUCUUUUAGGCAAUGCAUGAAGAUCAAUAUGGAGAAUUUGUAUGUGAAUAUUAGGGCUUAAAGGGUUAUAAUUUGGCAACACAAAAUAGUUUAGAAAAUAUAAUAUUAUUUCCUUUCAGGCAUCGACGAGCACAGGUGAAUGGCCCAUUGUCUAUGUAUCCUGCGGCAGAUGAUAAUUACGGACUGGAUGCCUGUUCUUUGCUCUGUCUACAUUCCCAGCCUCCCAUUGUUGCCAUGGGAACAGGGAGUGGAAAAAUUUAUCACUGUAUUGUUCUAGAAUCAGAAGAGACAUUUGACCCUGAAGAGGUUAGUUUUGACAUAGCAGAUUAUUGGUCACUUUCUUAUUGGGCUUUCAUAUUGGUUUUUACACCAAAACAGCAUCAAAUAGGGUGUGGGGACAGGGUGUCUUUGCUUCUGUUCAGAGAAGACGGUUUAUGGUGCAAAAUUAGAAAAUAGAUGUAACCGUUUCAAGAGUUUUGUUUGAGGUUGUAGUUUUUGCUAGGCAAUCACAACCUUUGUGCUCAUUUACACAGAAGUGUUUUUAGAACCCCAGGUUUUAGCCUGGCUUAGAAGGUUUAAAAACUUUUGUUGUACAUUGAAUUUGCUUCAGGAAAUUGCGUCUUGGAACAGACAUGGAGUUGACACAACUGAUGAUAGUCAUCCCAAGCUUUCUCUUUAUGUUAAUGAAUGCAUUGAGCUGCAGAUGUCUCUCUUGCCUGAUACAACAGAAUCUCAGUCAGAUAGGAGUUCUACUGAAGAUGACUCAGAUGAAAAUGAAGAGUCAUUAGUUUUGAGACUACAGCAAGGUAUAAAGCUAUUCGAAACUAAUAAAAACUAAUUAAUUAAUUAAAAACUAAUUGUGAAAUGUUCACUAUAGGGUGGUGGUUUUUGCUAGUUUUCCAUCAUCAUUUCAUUAUCACACCAGCGUGCAAAGAAAGUUGUGUCCAAUAGCCCAUGGCUAGUGGAUUUUGCUAUUGGGCUAGUGUUUUUUGUUCUUAACUUGCCCGAUGGGCAAGUGCUGUUUUUUGGGGAAAUUCAAAUUACAGAAGGAUUAUUAUCAAUCCUGCUAAUCAAAAAGGGUUUUGGGGUUAGUUGAAAUGACUUGUGGGCUAGUAUAUGCUAGCUACAGCUUGCCCGAAUGGCAGGCUGUAAAAGACUUUCUUUGCACCCUGCACACCCACCACCAUAAACAUUUUUAUCAUCAUCAUCAGCAACAGCAUCAUUAUUUUAUGUUAUCAAACACUAUGUCUAAAAGCAUAUGCUUCCAUCUGUAAUAUUGUUUUGGACGACCAAAUUACUGUAUCCCAGCUUUUAUCAACCAUUUUUUCUUUACCUCAGAAAAGGCAUAAUAAUUUAAUAAUAAUUUAUUGAAGCUGCCUCUGCUAGAAGAGAAUAAUCCAUGAAUUAUUUUUUUAGAUUUAUUUUUACAUGUUUCCUUGCAGAUCCAGUGUCUCCUUACCAAUAUCACUGUUCACACAGAAACGGCGUACACACUGUAUCCCUGCCAUGGGUUAAGAAACUACAAGGUUUCUGUGCACAAGGUAAUAAUGUAAUGUAAACUUGCUCACAGGUUAAUUUCUUUGAGCUACAAAAUUGCAAAAACCAGUAAUGAAAUAGCAAGAAGUAACUGAUGACCCUACCCAAAUGGACCUUUAGAAAGUCUAUGUAAUGUAAUGUAACAGUAGUUUCUUGUUCUCACUACUACACUAACCUUGCUCCCACAGGUUUUGUCCUUGGAUAAUUUCAUUAUUUGCUGUUCAUCGCAGUAAAGGCUGAUGAAAAAGGCCCUUUAAAACGUUCUUAUACUCGUACUCUCAAAUUAAGCCUUUGUUCUACAAACAAACAAAUUAACAGACAAAUGGAAAUUAGAAGAGCAUCAGUUACUUAAGUUGAUCAGAAUUCACUGGUCAACAGCAUAAUCUUUCCCGAUGGAUGUCAAAGUAGUAGUUUCAUUAUUUAUUCUCGUUUACAGAUGGUCAGAGUAAUUUUGAUCCUGAUGAAGCAGCUGUUGUAUAUCACAUGAUCUGUACAUCCCCAGCAGGAUCAAGGUAUUUACUUAGACAUUAUUUACUUUUCGUAAUAUCAAUACCUGUCUCCCCCAUUUUUUCCUGUUUGUCCCUUUUAUCUUGUCAAUUUAACAAAUCAACAACAAUAAUAUUUUUCAUGGUCUAUACUCUAAUUUAGACGUAAAAAUAGUGUCCUCAAUUAGUACUUUUGAGCUCAAUACCUUAACACUAAAUUUAAGUGCUUUUUUUCAAGGUGUAUGUGCAUUCAUUUUGUUUAAUGCUUGUACUUUUGCAGUUCAUCAUCUCCAGUAUUAGGUGUUUGUGUAGUAAACAGUAGAAUCCUUGGCUCCUCAAUGCUUUGUUUGACUUCAGACAUGGAAUGUAUUGUUAGACCUUUGAGGUAAGCAGGAAAGUGAUCACAAAUUAAGUAAGUAGAACAGAGGUUAUAGAUUUUACAUGUGAACAAGAGUCAUCUUAAAGACCUGUAGAAGGACCAGAAUUCCUCUAGUCAUUAAUUCAGUCAUUAUUUUCACUUUUUUACUUUGCUCUGCUUAAUUAAAUAUUGCUGCUGAGUCAAAGUUGGUAUAAGAGCUGAUGUUUUCCUAUGUUUGUCUGUAGUCUACUUAGCAGGGUGCCUUCUCCUCCAACUAUAGAAACAGACCAAGAGAAAAGUUAUGAAAGGUGACAGCUCGAUGUAUCUUCCUUGUUUAUUUUGUAUUGUGACUAUAAUGAGGAACUCAUGAGUUUUAAAGAUCCAUAUGUAACUUUCGUUUAGAGUGAAAAGCCCUAGUGGAUUAUUAUUUAGUAAUGAUUGUUCAGUUUCAAUUUUGGUUCAAAUUUAUAUUUUCCUUUGUUUCAAACCUGUCAUUUGGAAGUGCCAUGGUAACAGGAGUCACCUCAACAACAGUCACCAUGACUGCAGUCAUCAUGACAGAUGUUACUAUGAUUGCAGUCAUCAAGUUACUAUGCAUGACAGCAGUCACCUGCUACUAAUAUGACCAAAGUUAAUAAUAAAAGUUAAUAAUAAUUAUAAUAAUGGCAUUAUUCAAAAGGAUCCACGAGGUGGCUCUUCCUCUGUUGAACCUAUUUAACUAUCAAGCCGAAAAAAAAAAAAAAUUACAAGUACUUAAAAGUAGGAACAUCAAAAGUUCAAGACUUGUAUGCCAUGUUAUGUGGGUUUAUCUAGUUUUUUUUAUCUCAUCCUUACUGUGAUAGCUUUUUGUCCCACUACGUUUUCCCCUAUCCUUUAAAAUCGUGAAACACUUCCACAGUCUUCUUUGAUGAGGAAUGCAGUCUUGAACUCUAAUCUAAAAAUUUAAAAUUUUACUAAACUUUUUACUAAAAUACAUUACAGAUAUAUGAACCUAUAUUACUUUUAAUGACAAUAAUAUAUUUUAAUAAUAUUAAUUCCCUGGGCAGUUUUCAUGCCAACAAUUAAUAGAUUUUUGUUUUCUUUUUUUUAACAGUGCUGGCUUUUCACCAAUAAGACAAUUGAAUGUAGGAUUAUUUAGAACCCAGAUUCAACAGAUUUUAACAAGAAACACAUCAACACCCCUGUUAAGGUGGGUUCAUGAUUUGUGAAUAGCAUAGCUGUUUGGAAAUAUAAGCGAGGUCAUGGCUAAAAGGAAUUAAUUUGAAUUUCAGAGUGCAUUUUAUAUAAUAAUAUUAUACAAAGAAAAAUGAGAUUGCAGCAGCUAGCUAUAGCUAGCUGUGGAUAACUACAGGUUGCACAAGAAAACACAUUUCUGGGAUGACAUAAAGAAUUUUGCAAAAGGAAUGAAUGAAUUAGGUUAACAAUGAGAUAUUACCCACUGCAUCUCUCUCAUCAAGUCUAUGCACUUCUUAACUUAGUAUAUGGUGAAUAUUUUCAUAAUCCUGGAGGUCACUUUAUGGGGAUACUCCAGAAAUAUGUCACAGGGAAAUGCAAAUAAUGGAGUCAUAACUUGAAACUUAAAAUAGUGGUACUUCCUGGAAUCUCCCAGUCACCAUAAAUGAAAAUCCGGAGGAGCCCCCCUUCCCUUCUCCCCCCAGGGAGGACUUUACACACAAGUGAUUUCUCAGUAAAGAUCAGUUAUUCCUCUAUGGUGUAGCCUACUACAAUAAGUAAUAGUGCAGCCAUGCAGUAAGUGAUGCAAAACAUGUGCACACACCUUAACUUACGAAGAACGUGCACACACUUGGCUUUUUUUUGUUUUCACAAUGUCUUGUCUAUCUGAGAGCCAGCUGGCACAGGCUGACUAUAGUGUCGUUUCUUCCUAAGUAGACAAGAGCAGGAAAGUUAAAUGUAUCUACCACCGACUCAACAGUCAGACCUAAAUUGUCUUCACUGUGAAAGCCACGGUUUAUUCCACUUAGAUUUUUUAUUCUUUGUAGAGCUGGUGAGGAGUCAGAAAAGCUUUCACAGGAGGACUGUUUUCAGUUGCUUAUUCAAGCACAAGAAAUUUUAAGGAAAGAGUACAUUCAGAAACAGAACAAAGCCAGGGAAGAAAUAGAAAAAAGGUAAGGGCAUUUUAAUAAUUUUUAGACCUUUGUUUCUAAACUUUUAAAAUAAUUUAACAACAGAGACUUGACAGGGGUGAGAUUAAAAUCUUAACAAAAAACGGGUUCCCUGUUACUAGUAACUAGUACCUAGCCCAAAGCAGUUGCACAGUACUACCAUCCUUUUUUUUUACAAACAUUACUUCAUAUGGGCAUAUUUUACUUGCCCAUUGGACCAGGCACUUGUGAUUAAAACAUGCUAGCCCAUGCCAAUGGGUUGCUCCAUUAGCCUAGGCUACUAGAUGGCACAGCUUAAGUAUUUAACCAACAUACACUGCCCUGCUCCUACCAAGGUGACAGCCACAAAAAUUAAAACUGAGCAACAGAAGCCCUUCAUGUAUCAUUAUGGUUUUAUAACAUUUGAAUGUAACACUUUUUAAACAGUCCUUAAUGAAUGUAAAACAUUUUGAACAGUCGUUUACAUUUAAGUUAUUGCAGGAACUAUAUGAGACCUUAUUUCCUCAGCUUUGAACAUUUUGUAUAUAUUGUAGAUUUCCACUAUAAACUAAUAUUUAUUUUAUGGUAGGUUUUCUCUCUUUAUGUUGUAAUUCUUUUCACAGUAGUUAGUAUCUAUUUAUAGAAAGCGCUCCCCAGAAAGAUAAUAAAAAUUAUGUAUGUAUGUAUGUACGUAUAUAUAUGGGUAUGGUGGAACUCAAAAAUGACUUAAAAGAGUUUUUUCAUUUUAGAUUGUAAGAUUAACCCUAGAAAUGGUGGGAACAUCAAAAAGAGUCAUAGUACUCUCUAUCAUUUUGAUAAAGCUAUGUAAUCAAGUGCUUGCAAUGUCUAAUUUAAAAUAAUUUAAAUUGUUUUCUCCUCAGAAUUUCCAUACUUAAGGAUCAAAAGGAGAAACAGAAGCAACACUUGGAUAAACUGCAGAACACCAGUGAAGAGCUCACAGAACAAACAGAAAUGCUUGGAGAGAAACUGGUGGAUGUGUCUGAAAAUUAUCAUAAACUUCUGGGCAGGUACCUCUAAUUCACAUACAAAUUCUCCAGACUGGUCUACAUUUAUUUUUUAAAGAAUUAGUUGAGAAAAUUUGAUCAAAGAUGAAAGCACUUUCCGUCUGGCGAUCAUUGUAUGAAUUGUCAGAAUUUGUUAAUGGAUAUUGUCCGGAGAAAAUUGACAUUGGUCACUGUUAGGCCUUAAAUGGUUCAAGUUUGGAAUAGACCUUGUCACAGGUUUCAGUUCCAUCUUGAUGAGUAGGCAAAUGUGUGAGAAAUUACAGUGUUUGUAUCAGAAUCUUAUGUCGAAUAAUUUCCGUAGAACAGCUGUUCUGAAAAAAAUGUGAAUAUUUGUAAACUGAUGCUUCACUCCCAAGGAUUCUACUGAAAAAAUUGAGGGCGUUACAUGCGUUAGAAGACCUAGAACCACUUUUUUAAAUUUUCUAUACAUUUGUCUGUAAGAAAGUCCCAGGAAAAAUAUUACAGACAAACAAAUGGAAAAUCUAAAGCAAGCAUCUGGAGAAAUUUAAGCACAGGUACACCUCAAAAGUUUUUUUAGUACAAUCCUUUGUUUUGUAGUUUUAGUUUACAAGUCAUAUUUUUUUCAAGAACAGCUGUUUUAUGGAAAUUAUUCGACAUAAGAUUCUCAUACAAACACUGUAAUUUCUCACAUGUUUGCCUACUCGUCAAGAUGGUGUCGAAAACCGUGACAAGGUCUAUUUUUAAAGCAUUUGCUCCCCUCCUCUAAUUUUAGAAUUGUAUAAUAAUAAUCAUUCCUUUCAUCUUCCGAUAAUUAUUAUAGGAAGAUGAAUGGAAAGAUUUGGGCAACCUUGCAGCUCUUGUAAGACCUCACAGGAUUGGUUAGGAAAAGAAUGAACAAUCAAAGUUAACAAUAGAGCUUAGCCCUAAAACGAAACAGCUACGACCCUUAGUGGCCCACUUAAAUUAGGGGUUCUGACGAGCUGCAAGCCUACUGAAAGAUUUACAAUGUAUGCUACAUUGAUUGUUAAGGUUAAGGAGUGGAAAAACUCUUUGCAUUUUAUCUUCACAGACUUGAAGGUCUAUACAAAUACAUACACAAUGGUAUCUCUGUGUUGUCUCUUGCUGAGACUAACAUGAAAAAAGAGUUGGAAGAGAUUGAAACAUUUUUAAAAUUCCACAAAGAAUCACUGCAACAAGUGAGGAUUUUCAUGAGUGAUCAAGUUUUUGAUUAUAAUAAUCAUAAUAUUUUUAGUAAUGUCAUGAUAGUAAUGAUACAGUUAGUAGCAAUAUAACAAUCAUGUAUAAUCAUGCUAACCUCAAGAUAAACACUCACAAGCUUUAAUACUCCCACAGGCUUUUCAAGUAAACUCCCACUAGUUUUGAAAACAGUGACACUUGCUAUUUGAGAGGAGUGUUGUGCCAAACGCCACUUACAGGGCACUUACUGAGGUAUCCUUCUUAUCAAGGUGUCUGUUAAGAGAGAGUCAACUGUUUUAGAAUAUUAUGUUGAAACCCUGUUGGAUACACGUGGGACCAUGACAAGGAUAGCCUUCCUUAGAUUUUUGUGAUGGAGCACUGCAUGACUAUUGAUUUAUGUUUAUUCUCACUUGUUACAGAUUAAAGCCAAAAGGUCAUAUUCAUUGAGAAAGAGUCCAAGAAAAUCAAUGUCACCCUCAAAGUUACCAGUAGUCAGCACUUCGCAGCAAAGGAGCAUUAAAAAAAUAAUGACAGAAGAGUAAGUUAAAUUAAUAUCAACAAUGAUUAUAGACUUCAGCUUAUCUUUGACUUAGACUUGUCGUCCAUUUAUCAAAUGAGAGGGGUAGUGUUGACAAGUGGUUAAAGCUUCAGACGUGUGAUCCAGUGGUCUCAGGAUCCAAGCUUUAAUCCUGUCCUUACCUCUCGUAACCUCUAGUUUAUAACAUAUUUACAUAACCUUACUCCUUUGGUACAAUUAUAUUUGCAGGCUGUGUAUGUAUUUAUUUUGUAACUAAGAUUUGGAAAAUAAGAAAGUUUUUGUAUUUUUACAUGUUUUAGGAAUGAUAUGAUCACAGACCUUGUAAAUCAAGUCAAAGAACUCAAAGUGCAAGUUGGGUUGUAGGUCUAUGCUAUCUGUACAUUAAAAAAAGAGAGUAAUAUUCCUUUUGGAUUACUCAACAUGGAAAGCUAUUUCAUAAGCUGAUGCAAAUUUUGCAUCUGAAAAUCUGGCCUGCGUGGCAGGUACUUACAGAUGAAGAGGAACAGGAAAAAAUGGGCAUCCCCAAGAAUGUGAAGGAUACUUUUAUUAAAUAUAACCUUCUUUGGCUUUUCCCUUCUAUUUCAACUACUUACCUAGCCUCCCUGCAGACGUCCUUUGGGGUUCGUUUGUCACGCAUUCAUUUAAUGAAUGCGUGACAAACGAACCCCAAAGGACGUCUGCGGGGAGGCUACUACUUACCUAACGGUCUUUUUACAAUGCUAAUCUUGAUUUUGACUCUCAGCAAACUGUGGUACAUGUAGUCAAAUGAGGCCAUGAAACUAAAAGUGAUUCAUCUGAUGUUCAGAUACUGAGAAGUCUCCCUUGGAGCCGUUUUUGCCUUGGGAGACCAGAUACUGAAAAGUGAGUUGAAAAUAUGAGACACAGCCAAGUUCUAUGAUACCACCUACUGAGUCUGAUUAUUAUAGUUUCUAAACUGAACAAUAUUUCUUGGAGAUAAUCUAAAUCACACAGGAAAAUAUAGGCUGAAAACACCUAAUUUGGAGAGCUCAUACAGAGCUCCCGUAAAAGUAUGAUAAGAGUCUCAUGUAACAUAUUAAGCAUGAGACACCUUGUAUCAUCACCAGAUAAAUCACUGAGAAGAGAGUUGAAAAUAUGAAGCGCAGUGGAGUAUUUUUUUUACGAACGUUUAGACUUGAAGACAUGAGAAUUGAUCACAGGUUAGCAGGAACAGUCGACUCUCUCUUAAUGGACACCUCUAUAAGAGAGACACCUCGGUAAAAUGGACACCUAGAGUUGUUCCCUGCCUUUUUUUACUCCUGAACCUAUCUUUGACUCUCCAUAGGACAGGUGUCUCUCUUAGACGGACACUUAGUGCUGGUCCUGAAGGUGUGCAUCUUAGAGAAUGUUGACUGUAUUACAUGAUUCUCUAGUUAAAUGAAGACUAGAUAGAUACCACUGUCUUGUUAGCCAGGGUAGUUUUAGCUAAGGAAGAGAAGAGCAGGAGAUGCAAGAGUGUGAACCAAAGAAUGAGGAAUCAUUAUACAUUUCUGGGAAACUGCCCACCUACUCCUCCCCUAAACCAAUGUUAACACUUAGGGCAAAAUGUUGACUUAGGGGAGGGGUAGGUGGGCAGUUACCCAGAACCGUAUAACGAUCCAAAAUGAGAGUGGGGAGAAGGGCUCCUGAUUUAAAUUUUUUUGCUCCUUUUUACCCUAUGUCCUUACACAUCUCUUACCUUUCUCCCAGUUGUCUAAAAUGAAAAGGGAACGACUGCUAUGUAGGAUAACCUCUGAUGUGCUCUUAAACUAAUGCCAGCUCAUGAAAAAAAAAAGAAAGCUAUUCUCAUGGCACAUUAUAAUGUGCGCAUCUCGCAACAUGCUUGCAUUCUUCUCAUCCCAAGAGUUCUUGGCAAUUGGGGUCAAUUACGAUCCUUUGUGGCCUUCUUGCUUAAAUUUGGCCAUCGCAGUGUGAAGUCUUGCAGUUUGACAGGAU